Molecule: messenger RNA, 2628 nt
Organism: Cryptomeria japonica (Japanese cedar)
Lineage: Eukaryota; Viridiplantae; Streptophyta; Pinopsida; Cupressales; Cupressaceae
Product: F-box/kelch-repeat protein At1g22040
Exons: 2
Coding region: 821-2230 (469 amino acids)
Molecular function (GO): protein binding
Source: RefSeq, a predicted model, not a curated record
UUCGGUGCGCUCGACGUCGAAGUCCAACUGCAAGCAAAACAACAAAUUCGUGGGUACAAAGUAUAUAAAUACAAAGUCUCGGAUAUUCCACGUCAUCGCAACAUGCAAACCAGAAGAAUACAUCAACCGGGAAAAAAUAUCUACGCCUCUUGCAUUAGCAAAUCGUUUGCUGGAUCAAGCUGAGGGUUGCAGACGGUGGAGCUGGAGUGCAGUCCCGGCGGAUUUAUGGGAUUCGACUUUUUUCGGACCAAAAACGGCGGAUAAUUUCACCAGGCUUCUGAUGUCACAGAUUUGCUACAUAUCUGAUAUUUAACAGCACAACGCACAGUAAAAAUUGUUUCUCCUUGCUAGGCUUUGGUGCAUUCUUGAUAUCCACCUCAUUCAGGGGAUAAUUUGUUUUGGUAGUCGGUAUAGUGGCAAACAGGAUUAAUGUUUCUUAUCUUGCAUCUGGGCAAUUCCCCUAAGGAAGGAAUAUUUGUUCUAAGCAACUGAGGAAAUGUUACUUAUCUCUUUUCUCAAACUUCUUUAGAUGUGGUGAAAUGUUCAAGGGACAGAAAAUAUGUGAAUAAUUGCACGUGAUCUUCUCAUUCUCAUGUAGUCAGAUUGUUUAGCUGUAUUCUUGGAGAGUAUCAUUCAAACUUCUUUUAAUCAAUCCAGUUGGUCGAGUUUAGGCUGCAGUGUUUUCUAUUUCUCACUUGAAGGCAAGGACAACAGCAUUUUAGCGAGUAGCUUGAGUAGGUAUAAUAAUGCAAUUUAGCUUAGGUUUUAAUUAAUCUGUCGAGGGCAUUCUCUGUUUCAGAGUGAAGGUUGGUAAGUUGCUAUGGGUGCCAUUUGGAGUUCAACUAGAAAUUUGAGCUUGGAGUGCCAAACAAAGCCCCAAGUUGAUUGUAAUAAAAGACGAAGGCUAUCAAUUUUUGAUCUGGAUGGAAGACCAAGGAUAAUUUCUGGCCUUCCUGAUGAGAUAGCUAUCCAAAUUCUGGCCAGGGUGCCCCGUGGAUGCUAUUCCCGCUUGAAAACAGUUUGUAAAACAUGGAAUUAUGUGCUAACGGACUCAGAGAUUUUUAAAUUAAGAAAAGAUAUGGGUUUGACAGAGGAAUGGCUAUACAUUUUGUUGAAAGAUGAAGAAGAAAAGCUUUUAUGGCAUACGUUGGAUCCCUCUUCAGGCAAAUGGCAGGGCUUGCCUCCAAUGCCAGAUAUUGUGCAUGAGGAAGAAUCUAAUCAAACAGGUUUGGGAUGGACUUUCUGGAAUGCAUUAGGAAAUUCAAGUAGCAGACUAACGGGACUUGUGAAGAAUUGGCUUGGACGAAAGGAUUCUUUGGAUAGAACGCCUUUUUGUGGCUGUGCUGUAGGAUCACUUGAUGGAUGCCUUUAUGUUUUGGGAGGAUUCUCAAGAGCUUGUGCUUUGAGGUGUGUAUGGCGAUUUGACCCUCGAAUAAAUGCAUGGGCAGAAGUUGCAUCGAUGGCCACUGCAAGGGCUUACUGCAAAACGGCCAGUUUGGACAACAAGCUUUAUGCAGUUGGUGGAGUGAAUAGGGGCAGAGGUGGUUUGACUCCACUUCAAUCAGCAGAAGUUUAUGAUCCAGCGACAAACACAUGGAGGGAAAUUUCUAGCAUGCCAUUUGCACGAGCUCAAGUUCUGCCGACAGCCUUUUUGGCAGAUAUGCUAAAACCAAUUGCAACGGGGAUGACAACUUUCAGAGGGAAACUGUGUGUGCCGCAGAGCUUGUAUUCUUGGCCUUUCUUUGUAGAUGUUGGUGGUGAAAUGUAUGAUCCUGCUGCCGAUUCUUGGAUGGAAAUGCCAAACGGCAUGGGAGAGGGCUGGCCAGCUAGGCAGGCAGGCACCAAAUUAAGUGUUGUAGUGAAUGGUGAUUUGUAUGCAUUGGAUCCUUCUAGUUCGUUAGACAGUGGUAAGAUAAAGAUGUACGAUUCUCAGGGAGAUGCCUGGAAAGUUGUUUUGAGAAAAGUACCUAUCCUAGAUUUCACAGAUUCAGAGUCUCCAUACUUACUUGCUGGCUUUAUGGGAAAGCUUCAUGUCAUCACCAAAAAUUCCCUGGACGAUAUUGCUGUUUUGCAGGCUGACACAAGUGAGCCUACAUGUGUAUCUUCUUCAUCAUCACCCCCAUGUAGUUCACUGGCCGCUUCCAAUUCUGAGGGUGAUGGAUGGAAGACCAUUGCGAGUAAGAGUUUUGGCUUUGUUGAGCUAGUUAACUGUCAGGUUCUGGAUAUCUAAGGUUAUACGCUGUUGAUGCUUCUCUUUCACGACAGUGUUUAACAUGUCCCUUGUUGCUUAUGCAAGAUGAUUUGCAUCAUUUAUGAGCUCACAUUGAGACAUACUCAUUUCUUCAGUUCCUCUAAGAUCUUGGAACUCAUAUUCUGAAACAAUCAAUAUUGGGUUGUUCUUACUGGCACCUUAUAUCGGUAGCUUAAUGUAUUAAUAGGCAUAUGCUUUUGUUGCAGACAAGGAUAUUGAAUACUAUCCAUUAUUAGCACUCGCAUGCCAGUAUUUCAUGGUUAGGGUUUACAUAUCUCCGUGAGAUUAGGACACAAUACUAAAUAGUAAAUACCUGUAAAGUUUUCACUUGGGUACAAUAUUACAAUACCUGAAAAACCCAAGUCUUAUUUCUUCAA